Molecule: messenger RNA, 608 nt
Organism: Perca flavescens (yellow perch)
Lineage: Eukaryota; Metazoa; Chordata; Actinopteri; Perciformes; Percidae
Product: nuclear factor 1 A-type-like
Exons: 5
Coding region: 1-501 (166 amino acids)
Biological process (GO): regulation of transcription by RNA polymerase II
Cellular component (GO): nucleus
Molecular function (GO): RNA polymerase II cis-regulatory region sequence-specific DNA binding; DNA-binding transcription factor activity, RNA polymerase II-specific
Source: RefSeq, a predicted model, not a curated record
AUGGCAAACAUCUUCGUCAGGGAAGAGUUGGCAGAGGAGGAGCUGGAGGGGGGGACGAGCCCCCAUGCUCCCCCCUCCAGCCUCCACUUCUCCUCCUCCCCCAUCCUGCAGCAGCCUGGCUCCUACUUCUCCCACCCGGCCAUCAGGUAUCACCCGCAGGAGACGCUCAAGGAGUUCGUCCAGCUGGUCUGUCCUGACUCCGCCCAGCAGGCAGGACAGGUGGGCUUCCUCAACCCUAACGGAAACUCCCAGGGAAAGGUCCACAAUCCUUUCCUGCCGACGCCCAUGCUGCCUCCCCCUCCGCCUCCCCCGAUGGCCCGUCCCGUCCCACUGCCCGUCGACGCCAAGCCGCCCUCCACCUCCUCCGAGGGCGGAGGCAACUCACCCACUUCGCCCACCUACUCCACCCCCACUUCCUCUCCAGCCCAGCGGUUCGUCAGCGUCGGUCCCAGAGACCCCGGCUUCAACAUCCCUCAGCAACCACAGUGGUACUUGGGAUAAGGACUCCAGAGGCCCCUCCCCCACCCGCCCCACAGUGGUACCUGGGAUAAGGACUCCAGAGGCCCCUCCCCACCACCCGCCCCACAGUGGUACCUGGGAUAAGGACU